GGAAUUGAGGGAGCUUCACGCUUCUAGCUGUCAUGAUUCCAAGAUUCUACGACAUGUGGGAGAGGAUCCUAAGGUUCGGGGAACCGCGGAGGUUUCGGGGUUCUAGAAAUCCGAGGUUCUAAGCCUAGGUGCUCCAAUAAACCCAGUGAGAGCCAGCCCAGGUUUCCGGUCUGUACUCGCUGGUGCAAGCCCAGAGACAAGCAGGCGCCACCCAUGAGCCCCUCUGCAGCCCCCUCCCGGGUCCCACCUCGCAGGCCAGCUGGAGGGCGCGAUCCUGGCGUCCCCCGACGGCCUGGGGCCCCAAUCCAGAGGCCUGGGUGGGAGGGGACCAAGGGUGUAGUAAGGAAGCGCCUUUUGCUGGAGGGCAACGGACCGGGGCGGGGAGUCGGGAGACCAGAGUGGGAGGAAGGCGGGGAGUCCAGGUUCCGCCCCGGAGCCGACUUCCUCCUGGUCGGCGGCUGCAGCGGGGUGAGCGGCGGCAGCGGCCGGGGAUCCUGGAGCCAUGGGGCGCGCGCGCGACGCCAUCCUGGAUGCGCUGGAGAACCUGACCGCCGAGGAGCUCAAGAAGUUCAAGCUGAAGCUGCUGUCGGUGCCGCUGCGCGAGGGCUACGGGCGCAUCCCGCGGGGCGCGCUGCUGUCCAUGGACGCCUUGGACCUCACCGACAAGCUGGUUAGCUUCUACCUGGAGACCUACGGCGCCGAGCUCACCGCUAACGUGCUGCGCGACAUGGGCCUGCAGGAGAUGGCCGGGCAGCUGCAGGCGGCCACGCACCAGGGCUCUGGAGCCGAGCCAGCUGGGAUCCAGGCCCCUCCUCAGUCGGCAGCCAAGCCAGGCCUGCACUUUAUAGACCAGCACCGGGCUGCGCUUAUCGCGAGGGUCACAAACGUUGAGUGGCUGCUGGAUGCCCUGUACGGGAAGGUCCUGACGGAUGAGCAGUACCAGGCAGUGCGGGCCGAGCCCACCAACCCAAGCAAGAUGCGGAAGCUCUUCAGUUUCACACCAGCCUGGAACUGGACCUGCAAGGACUUGCUCCUCCAGGCCCUAAGGGAGUCCCAGUCCUACCUGGUGGAGGACCUGGAGCAGAGCUGAGGCUCCUUCCCAGCAACACUCCGGUCAGCCCCUGGCAAUCCCACCAAAUCAUCCUGAAUCUGAUCUUUUUAUACACAAUAUACGAAAAGCCAGCUUGAA
This is a messenger RNA of Pan troglodytes (chimpanzee), 1189 nucleotides long. It is a transcript of the gene PYCARD, whose product is annotated as PYD and CARD domain containing. Gene Ontology annotation, biological process: innate immune response; inflammatory response; regulation of apoptotic process. NCBI's taxonomy places the organism in Eukaryota, Metazoa, Chordata, Mammalia, Primates, Hominidae. Bases 503 to 1090 code for a protein of 195 amino acids. The record is from RefSeq and is a predicted model, not a curated record. The transcript is spliced from 3 exons.